Lampris incognitus (smalleye Pacific opah) is the source of this 1291-nucleotide messenger RNA. It is a transcript of the gene nfkbil1, whose product is annotated as nuclear factor of kappa light polypeptide gene enhancer in B-cells inhibitor-like 1. NCBI's taxonomy places the organism in Eukaryota, Metazoa, Chordata, Actinopteri, Lampriformes, Lampridae. The transcript has 4 exons. The record is from RefSeq and is a predicted model, not a curated record. The coding region runs from base 122 to 1201 and encodes 359 amino acids. Gene Ontology annotation, biological process: canonical NF-kappaB signal transduction. Gene Ontology annotation, molecular function: protein binding.
UAAGAAAAACAACAACAAAGAAUUAACUCGAUAGAAUGUCGGUUAUUGUCGUAUAAUGUUUUGAUUGUAAAGCGCUUCGGGACUAGAUAAAUAUAUUCGACUUAACUGUUAUAACUGUGACAUGAUGUCUCGUAAACAGAAGCGAGUUGUGCGAUAUGUGAAGGAAGGCAGUUUGUUGAAAUUGAAGUCAUAUUUGCGUAAACAUUCAGACCUUGACGUUAACUUCUCUCAAGGCAAAAAGCUAAGAAGUCCGUUGCAUCUUGCUUGCUCGUCGGGUGACGACGCAGUCCUCCGGCUUCUAUUGAAACACGGGGCUGACGGUCUUCAGAAGGACCGAAAGGGCAACACGCCAUUACACGUUGCAGCUAACAGGGCUCUUAAGCACGGCAAAAGAGCUUAUGAGGACCUCGUUGUUCCUCUCCGAAAGCGCUUCCCAGAUGCUAUGAAUGCAUCCAACAAUCAAGGCGUCACACCUCAGGACCUGCUGCAGUGGAUGAGAGACGAGCCUGCUGUAGGCAUGACUAACCAGUCAAAGGGAGACCCUGAAAAAGACUGGCUGGAGAAGCUCAUGGGGGCAUGUGAGGAUGAGUUCUUUGAAACCUUUGGAACAUAUGAUGGGGAUGAUUUUCUUCCAGUUGAUGAUGAUGAGGAAGACUUCGGGGACUGGGCAGAUCGAAUUCGUAAAGAAUACUAUGAUAGAAAGUAUGCUGAUGCUCAACGAAUGGCAGCAUCAUGUUCUAGUUCUAAGAAGAAGUGUAAGAAAGAGAGGGGAGAAGAGCAAAGUUACAAGCAAUUGCAUGAAAAGCUGCAGAAAGAACAUGAAGAGUACCUGGCUCGUGCACUUCGUAAAGAAGAAGAAAUUGGCAUGGUAAAGAAGCGUCGGUAUGACGAGAGAUGUGCAGCUACAUUCCAAGUUGACUCGUCAGCAUCCACUAUAAAACUGAGUUUUAAUGACAUCCCCUGGCCUGCGCCGCAGGGAACAGUGCAGGAAAUGGUGAAUGUGAUGUUAUAUGGUGUGGACCGGAAGGACGUACAAGUGUUCCGCAAACUCCUCAGGCGGCAGCAAGCACUGUGGCAUCCAGACAAAUUUGCUCAGCGUUGUGGCACAAAAUUGGAGGAGAAGGAUAAGCAAAGGAUUUUAGAUACAGUCACUGCUCUCUCACAGGAGCUCAACAGGUUAGCUCAGAGUCUUAGGGCAUAAGUAACAUGAUGGGCUGAUGGACAUAUUUUACAUCUUUAUGUAUGCUCAGUAAUCCAGGUAAGGAAAUCAAACAAAGUUGAAUCGGUUCAU